Messenger RNA from Nylanderia fulva, 1232 nucleotides. RefSeq names its product zinc finger matrin-type protein 2. Gene Ontology annotation, biological process: mRNA splicing, via spliceosome. The record is from RefSeq and is a predicted model, not a curated record. Gene Ontology annotation, molecular function: zinc ion binding; nucleic acid binding. Gene Ontology annotation, cellular component: U4/U6 x U5 tri-snRNP complex; spliceosomal complex. NCBI's taxonomy places the organism in Eukaryota, Metazoa, Arthropoda, Insecta, Hymenoptera, Formicidae.
AUUUAUAGUCGAUGACUAUGAAAAACAACAUGAAGGAUGAUAAAUAGUGGACAGUAGUUGAGAAGAAAAAACAGAAAGAGAAGUAGACGUAAUAUUUAUCCAUUUUGCACAAAUAUUUUAUAAUUGUAGAAAGAGGGCUAUCGCGAUCAUGUCUAUGCGACCUGAUGAUCACAGGAGGAAAUGGAAUCGAGAGGAAUAUGAAAGAAUUGCACUUCAGAGACUUCAAGAUGAGAUCGCGGAGGAAGAAUUGGGACUUCCCAAACAACCAGCAGUUAAGAGAGAAUUGCUAAAACAGAGAGAUUACAAAGUUGAUCUUGAAUCAAAAUUAGGAAAAAGUGUUGUCAUCAAUAAAAAUACACCAUCAUCACAAACUGGAGGAUACUAUUGCAAUGUCUGUGAUUGUGUUGUCAAAGAUUCCAUUAACUUUUUGGAUCACAUCAAUGGAACAAAACAUCAACGUAAUCUGGGUAUGUCUAUGAAGAUAGAGCGUUCCACAUUGGAUCAAGUUAAAGCAAGGUUUGCACAAAACAAGAAGAAACUCGAAGAGAAGAAGAAGGAUUAUGAUUUGGAGCAGAGAGUGAAAGAACUAAAGGAAGAGGAAGAGAAGAUCAAAGAAUACAGAAAGGAGAAACGAAAAGACAAGAAAAGAAAGAUUGAGGAACUAGCGGAUGAUGAUGCAGGACCUUCCGAUGAAAUGGCCUCAAUCAUGGGAUUCUCUGGUUUUGGUUCGAAAAAGAAGUGACAAACUAUUUCCGUCUAAAUAGUUUACUAUCUGUGAGGAAGAGAAUGUUAGUUCUUUAAGAAAGAACUGCUGAUAUCAUUUGAGGACAGUUGAUGAAACAGUGAACAGUUUUAAUUCCAGUUAUUGGAAUUUAAGGAUGCAAUUGACGAAUGUAAGUGUGUCUUGAUUUUUCUCAUUUGUCUUAGAGUUGUUCCUACAGUUUCGUGUUUAUUCGAGACGAGAAACAGCUAUUAAUUACAAAUCCGACCAAUGUAAAUGUAACAAAUCACGUGAGCUUAAGCUGUAAUUUAAGAUUAAUUAAAAUUAAUUAAUCAAGAUUAUUUGGGCACAAAUUUGUGAUGUGAAUGAUUUAAGUAUAUUUUCGAAAUGACUAUAUCUCUCUGAUGAACUCUUUUAUUACAAGAAUACAGAAUCUUGUGUAGGAUUGGCACCAAAAGAGCAUCUAUGUGUCAUGUUUGCAGAAAUAAAAUUUAUGAGAAGUUGAAUGAGA